AUGCACUAUCGCCCUCAAGACGAGGAUGAAGACGACUAUGAGGAACCACAACGACCGCAACGACCGCCACCUGCUGCGCGCGCACUGAACAGACAGAGUCGAGCGCCGCAAGGUCCCCCAAUCCCUAAGGGCCAGGCCAUUCCGUCUAUCCGCUCCUACCAUGGAAACCAAUUCAAGACGUUUGAGCCCAGACGAUUCAAAUGGAAUUAG
Messenger RNA from Penicillium angulare, 210 nucleotides. RefSeq lists its product as uncharacterized. The transcript is spliced from 2 exons. The coding region runs from base 1 to 210 and encodes 69 amino acids. The record is from RefSeq and is a predicted model, not a curated record. NCBI's taxonomy places the organism in Eukaryota, Fungi, Ascomycota, Eurotiomycetes, Eurotiales, Aspergillaceae.